This is a messenger RNA of Seminavis robusta, 2034 nucleotides long. The record is from the annotation of a GenBank genome assembly. NCBI's taxonomy places the organism in Eukaryota, Bacillariophyta, Bacillariophyceae, Naviculales, Naviculaceae.
AUGUCUUCCUCUGGCAAUGAUCCUCCUGGUGGCGAUGCCCCUUUCGAUUGGAUGCGCCGUUGUGACGAUGACUCUCCGCCCCUUCCCAAGAAGAAGCCUGUUACCAAGAUGACGCCUUUCGCCAAGAUGACAACUGCGGGCCGUUACGAAGAUCUGGUUCGGCAGCGUAAGAAGCAGUGGGACAUUCAACAGGAGAACAGGUUCUUGAAAGCCCUCGGCAAUGUCUCUCAGUCGGUUCCCAACAACAUGGUUCCCAACAACAAGACCGUUCGCAAGGUGAAGACUGUGGCUGAGUGGAACCGUGACCAGGAAAAGAAGUUCUCAAAGGCCCUUCAAGCUGGCAUGAAGAAAGCUCCGCCUUCCGGAUCUGUUCGUCGCGAUUCCAAACUUCGUGUUGCUCGUCCUUCCAUGCCACACCCCCUCUCACGUUCCAAGUCCAUGAACAAAAAACCCAGCAACUAUGAUGGUGGUUACUUGGACGACUCGAUGCUCUUCGAUCCGUACAAUCCUUACGGUCCAGGCAACCCGGGGGCGGCAUCCCUCCCUCUUCCAAGAAACAACAACAAAGGUGUUUCGGCUGAGGUUACGAAGAAACGUCGUGCCACGCUGAAAUCCAUUCGCGAUGGAUCUUUGUUGAAGGAUCCCAACUCAGUGUACUACCACGUUCCGUCCAUCGAAGCUGCUAACAGCACUCCACCCCGUGCUCCUGAUAUUGCCCCACCAGUCGAAAGUCCUGAUGAGUUUCCCUUGGAAGAUUUCAUCCUCAUGGCCGCUGCCAAUAUGGAGCUGUCUGAGCGUGUGGAGAAAGUGCUCAAGCUUAUGACUGAGCAAGGUGUCUUGGUUAUCCCUGUUCUCAAGCGAUACUACUUGAGUAUUGACAAGUAUCAGCGCCAAUACUUGGGUCGAAAACUGGACUGGAAGUAUGAAGACCAUGAGCUCAAACACCCUUUGCUUUUUCUGGCUCAGACCGGCUAUCCUUUUCCCAAAGAGGGCGAUGAUUGGGAUAUGAUGGGAAUGUACAUUCAUCCCGAUGUCUUCUGGAACAAGCUGCAUAUGCUUCACUGGGGUCUCACCUUCCGUAGCUCGUGGUUCUACUAUGUUGCUGCUGGUUUCAACUGGGACUUGGAAGAGUAUGGCCAUCGACGUGAUCACUUUGCAAGCGAACACCCAUUCUCUGGAUGGCUCACUCGUCGUCUAAGCACCAACGACGUUGUUGAAGAAACUGACGGUUUCGCUGAAUGUUCUGAUGUUGGCGAUGGAGUUCCUCGUCGUGUUAGCGUGGGCAAGGCUUAUGAACCUGUUAAGAUCACCACAGGAACUUCCUCCAUCAUUUAUGGGUGCACUGAGUCCUACAGUCCCAUUCCAAUGUCUGGACCAAGUACAUCGUCGUCCUCCGCUGAAGGUGGUCGUAAGCGUGCACCCACUGAAGGUGGCCGUAAGCGUGCACCCAUCAAUACUGCUGAUGACAACCACUUCGAAACAGCCUUGGUCAUCACCAAGUCUAGGAGCCGCGAAGCCAACGGAUCUCCAGAGAGUUUGGGAACAGCUGAACAGCCACUUGAAAUUUCUUCCUCUGUCAGUGAUGACUCCUCUGGAAAGACUUCUGAAAAGGCCAUUGAUGUGGAUGCUAAGCAAGCUGCAAAGAAGAAAGUUUCUCGUGCUCCUGUGGGGAUUACCCGCUUGAAGAGUCCUCUUGCCGACAAUUCUCCCCUUUACAAUUCUCCCCUUUCUUCGUCCAACACUGCGAGUACCAAGUCUUCUGGUCCGCUUGAUCGGCGUCGUCGGAAAGUUGUCAAGCAAGCUGUUCGUCGCCGUCUUCUACCUGAUACCCGUAGUCCUGACCCCGGUAGUCCUGAGGAAGAAAGUGAGGAAGAAAGUGAAACGCAACAGUUCCAGGAUCAUUGCAGUCAAGCCUCUGCCCAGGAUGAAGACGACGAAGAAGAGCAAGACGAUGAAGAGGAGGACGAUGGUGAAGAGGAGGACGAUGGUGAAGAGGAGUAUUCAGAUGACGGUCAUGUCUCCCCAGAGUACUGA